This is a messenger RNA of Colletes gigas, 1602 nucleotides long. RefSeq names its product charged multivesicular body protein 2a (gene Vps2). The transcript has 5 exons. Gene Ontology annotation, cellular component: multivesicular body; ESCRT III complex. Gene Ontology annotation, biological process: late endosome to vacuole transport; endosome transport via multivesicular body sorting pathway; protein transport. Lineage: Eukaryota; Metazoa; Arthropoda; Insecta; Hymenoptera; Colletidae. The record is from RefSeq and is a predicted model, not a curated record. Bases 180 to 863 code for a protein of 227 amino acids.
UAGCUAUAUGUAUCUAGCGGUACGUAUAAUCUUUUCGGUGUUGUGACUCAUCGACUUGUCAGCCUCAAAUAAUUGCACAGUAUACGAUAUUAAAACUGUAACCUAACAAAAGAAUCGAUUUCGUAAUUCAAGAUAGUAUUUUGAUCGUUUAAAGUAAGUAGAUACUCUCGAUCGCAACCAUGGAUUGGUUAUUUGGAAAGCGUAUUACUCCAGAGGAAAUGCUCAGGAAGAAUCAGAGGGCUUUAAACAAAGCAAUGAGAGAUCUUGACACAGAAAAGAUGAGAAUGGAACAGCAGGAAAAGAAAAUUAUUGCAGAGAUAAAGAAACUUGCCAAGGCCGGGCAAAUGGAUGCUGUGAAAAUUAUGGCUAAAGAUCUUGUGAGAACUAGGCGUUACGUAAAGAAGUUCUUAUUAAUGAAAGCAAACAUCCAAGCGGUUUCUCUAAAAAUUUUAACGUUACGUUCGCAAAAUACAAUGGCACAGGCAAUGAAAGGGGUCACAAGAGCAAUGCAGAAUAUGAACAAACAAUUGAAUCUUCCUCAAAUACAAAAAAUAUUGCAAGAGUUUGAGAAACAAUCAGAGAUAAUGGACAUGAAAGAAGAAAUUAUGAAUGACGCGAUAGAUGAUGCAAUGGAGGAUGAGGAAGACGAAGAAGAAAGCGACGCAAUUGUGUCACAAGUUCUAGAUGAACUAGGUCUACAAUUGACAGAUCAGCUGUCUGGUCUACCACAGGCAUCAGGUUCUCUGAACGUAACAGGUUCGAAACAACCGGUUGCAACUACUGCGGGAAAUGAUGAUGGGGGAAAUCUAGUGGAUGCAGAUGCCGAUCUGCAAGCUAGACUUGAAAAUUUACGACGCGAAUAAACGUGCAUAUAGUUGAAAAAAGUGUAAAGUAUGUAAAAAAAAAAAGUAUGCACCAAUAUUAUAAGCACAUUUGAUUUUAUACGCUCCGCGGCUUUAGUCAGAGGUACAUAUACUAUAAUAUAGCAUUUGCACCUCGAUUUAUCCAUUUAGAUGUACAAUUUGUAACAUAAUGACAUUUGCGAUUCCUUGGGAAUUCAUAUUAACGAAGGAAGGCAUCUUUGUUGCCUCGAGUAUUUAUUAACCAUUAUGUUACUGUUUUCUCUUUUCUUUUUUAUAUAAAAAUGAAGCAACUUUACAACAGGAAGAGUUAAUGUAUCUUAGCGUCCCUGAAUGUUUUUUUGUACAAGGGAAUUUGUAAAAACUACCGAAUUACGUGCCGAGCAUAUUGUAAUAAAUACGUAUUGUAUUUUGAUAAAUUACAUGUACAUAAUUUUACUUGAAAACUUUCUAGCUUACGUACAUGUACAUAUACUUUUAUUUUUUUAUACAAACCGUUUCUGCAUGAAAAAAGUAGGAAUACGAACGCGAUAAAAUAUAAGUUUACUUACUGUUUUUACCGGAACAUAAUCUUUCAGUGCCUCGCGUAACAUUUGCUUUCGGCAAAUACAAAAUUACGAAGGAAAAUUUUCAAAUUCAGCCGUGUUAAUUGAUAUUAAUAAUAUAAAUUGCUUAUUUAUACAAGCAUUGUGGAACUGUCGAGUAUUCUAAAAUAUAUUGAUUCAGCCAAUAAAAUAUUAAA